CCCUCCCAUCUUUUAAACCCCAUGGCUGUCAGAAAUGAGUUGCUUGUACUGUUCAAGAAGUGUUGGGGAUAUGGAGGACAUCUAAUGGCCACUUCGAGUCUAGUACAAUGUAGAACAUUGAUAUCCACCUCAUGGAAGCUGUCACAAGAUAAGGGAUCCUUUGAGAGUCCUUCUGCUCGACUAAAGAGGUCAUUUCAGUUACUAGACCUGGAACAGGAUGAAUGCGCUGAGGAAGAGAUACGAAAGGCGUACAUUAGACUAGUGAAGAAGUAUCAUCCUGACUCCAGCUCUGGGGAGACCAACGCAGACCACUUUAGUGAGGUGAGGGAAGCUUACAAGAAGUGUAUGAACUAUGUGAAGAAUGUGUCAAUGACUCGUGACAUUCACGAAGCUCUGGAACAGGAGCUAGAAGACUUGGACAAGGCUUUAGGAUACUCUAUUACUAAGCAACGACGACUAGCCCAUCGUCAUUACCUGUCGUAUGAUGUGGGGGUUGGGUCAAUCUCCCAACGCCAGAGAGCACAUACUCAACAGAGAGUGGGACAAGCUAUGGACAAUGUGUUUGAGCAACAGUUCCAAAAAGCACUGGAAAAUCCAGACGUUAAGGAGUUAGCACCAUAUGAAAAAGGACGGAAAGUUCCCGGGGGAAAGACAACCAAGUCAGUACAAAGAAUAGCAAAUGAGAUCAUAUACGAUUCAAUGAAGCGUGGUGAAUUCGAUAACCUCAAGGGCCAAGGAAAACCACUCAAGGUAGAACCUGUCAACCCUGUACUGGACAAUGUGGAGCAAAUAAUUAACAAGAUGUUGGGUAAUUCUGGUUUUGCUCCAGAGUGGAUCGGUCUUGAUAAAGAGAUACGAACAGGUAUGGAGAAAGUGAAGACAGACAUUGAAACGGCUUGGAACAAAUGUGGCCCUCUCCCUAUGGGCCUGGAGCAACACAAGCACUGGGAGCAGCAACUGAUGGAGUUUGAAGAGACUAUAAACGUUAUUAAUAAGAAGAUAUUCGAUCUAAACUUGAUUGUACCCUCGUUAACUAGUCAGAGAAGUCAUCUCAGAUUGGAGAGGCUGUUAGUCAAAGUUAUGGAGGUCCCACCUGUUAGACCGAGGACUGAGACAAUGGAGGUCGUCAAGAACGAGAGUGAAGUGGAUCCAUUGAAAACUUUGUAUGAGAGGACUGUAAAUACAGUUAGCCAUUGGCUUCAUUGGUGGAAGUAAUUCUUUUUCUCUUUUUUUCAUCCCAUUGUCAUAAUAAUAUUGAUAUACAAAAUAUUCAAACGGCAACAC
Halichondria panicea is the source of this 1284-nucleotide messenger RNA. Its product is annotated as dnaJ homolog subfamily C member 28-like. The transcript is spliced from 2 exons. The record is from RefSeq and is a predicted model, not a curated record. Lineage: Eukaryota; Metazoa; Porifera; Demospongiae; Suberitida; Halichondriidae. Bases 22 to 1215 code for a protein of 397 amino acids.